AAUAACCUUAUCAUCUUAUCAAUCAUUUAAAUUUUUUCUUUUUUUUCAUCAAAGAUUUUGCUCCAGUGUGCACAUUGUGUGAUUAAGAUGUCUUAAAAUAUUAGUUACUAUUGCUUACCAGAAAAUGGAAACAGAAGAAAAAUCCAAAAUCUGCUCAAAUGAUUGUGAUAAAGUUAUUAUAAAGAAAGAGAACUUCAAAACUUAUGAGGUCAAGAUUGAAACCAUCGAUGUCAUCGAGCAAUUCAUUGAAGAUGAUAAAGUCUUUGAUCGUGAAGAAUUUUCAUUGAAAACUGAAAGUGAUAUCACCCCUUUAGGAUUUAUCGAUGAAAAGAAUAUUUCCUCCCAAAUAAUCAAUCAAGUGAAAGAUCAAGAUGAAAAUUUCAAUGAAAUUAAUAGGAAAAAAAUUAAAAGAAAUCGCUCAAGGUCUGCCAGUUCAGAUGUGAAGCAAUUCAUUUGUCACUUGUGCGAUUAUUCUGCGAAGAGCAGAUAUAUUCUCAGAUAUCAUAUAGAUGCUGUCCAUCUAAAACUGAAACAUUAUCAUUGUACACUUUGUGAUUAUUCAGCGUCUUUUAAAGGAACCCUGGACCUCCACAUAAACUCGGUACAUUUGAAUUUGAAGCCUCAUAAAUGUCCUUAUUGCGAUUACGCCGCUAAUCAAUCAGCCGACCUGAGAAGUCACGUGAAUUUCGUUCAUUUAAAUUUGAAGAAAAAGUACCAGUGUCAGCUCUGCGAUUUCGCUUCGAAUCGAAGGCACCAACUCGUUAUUCAUACAGAUUCUGUCCAUCUGAACUCCAAAAAACAGAAGUGCACAUUUUGCGAUUACGCAGCAAACCAUAGAACCCAUCUUAGGAAUCAUAUAAAUACCGUUCACAUCAAUUUGGAGCAGAAGAAAUGUCACCUGUGCGAUUUUACCACAAAUAGCUACGGUGGCAUAAAAAGGCAUAUAGACGCCAACCAUAUAAGACCAAAGCAAUUUAAGUGCGAAAAGUGUAAUUACUCGGUGAACCAUAAAGGGUCUCUGAAGAAACAUAUGGAUUCUGUGCAUUUCAAAUUGAAACAGCAUCAAUGCCAUUUGUGUGAUUUUGCAACACACAGAAAGUGCCACCUCAGGCAACAUAUAGAUUCUGUCCAUUUGAAUUUGAGGAAAUAUAAGUGUGAUCUAUGCCAACAUGCUUCGAAUCAUCCCUCCGAUCUCAGGAAACAUAAAAAGAACAAGCAUUUCAGUCCUAAAGUACCGAAAAAAUAAGAACAUACAUAUCGAUUCUAUCCGGAAUAGAAGUAACGUGAGUAUUUUAUUACGCACUUACAGUCGAUAAGUGAUUAAGUAUUUGAAAACAUACAAAUUCAAGAGGAUUCAAAAUAAUUUGUCUGGAAUAUGAGAUCCAAGUUUAAUUUUGAUUUGUUUAUGGGGGGAUUUUUC
Messenger RNA from Coccinella septempunctata (seven-spotted ladybird), 1420 nucleotides. Its product is annotated as zinc finger protein 711-like. Gene Ontology annotation, biological process: regulation of transcription by RNA polymerase II. Lineage: Eukaryota; Metazoa; Arthropoda; Insecta; Coleoptera; Coccinellidae. Gene Ontology annotation, molecular function: DNA-binding transcription factor activity, RNA polymerase II-specific; RNA polymerase II transcription regulatory region sequence-specific DNA binding. The coding region runs from base 125 to 1246 and encodes 373 amino acids. The transcript has 2 exons. Gene Ontology annotation, cellular component: nucleus. The record is from RefSeq and is a predicted model, not a curated record.